UCCACUGAUCACUUUUUCCCUCGUGAUCGAAAUCAAUCUUGCGAGAGAAGAAACAUUAAUCGAUCGCGAUCAUCGUCAAUGGGUAGCAGCGGCGGCAAUUCGAGCAAGAAAACGAUGGGCCGUCGGAAGAUCGAAAUCAAGAAAAUCGAGAAGAAAACCAAUUUACAGGUCACAUUCAGUAAACGCCGCACGGGGCUGUUCAGAAAAGCCAGCGAGCUCAGUGUUCUCUGCGGUGCGGAGAUCGCGAUCCUCGUCCAGUCGCCGGCGGGGAAGAUUUUCUCGUUCGGGAACCCAUCUGUGGAAUCGGUUCUCAGCCGUUUCCAAAAGGGGGGGAGUUUGCCGCCGCCGCCGCCGCGGAAUGUCGGCAUUGGAGAGAACCGCAUAGGCGAGUACGCGGAGGAAGUGAAGAGACUGGAAGGAGAAAAAGAGAUGGAAAAGAGUGUGAAGGAGAAGGAGAGGGAAUUGUGGUGGGACGAACCCGUGGAGAGUAUGGAACUGCAUGAACUGGAGGAAUAUGCGAAAGCACUGGAGGGGUUGAGGGAUAAUGUUGUUCAUCGAGUGGAGGAGAUGGAGAAACAGAAACUGAUCAUCGUUGAUGAUAAUGCGUUUGGAUCGUUGGAUCUUAUGGAUCAUGAUGAUACAGUUGAGUCCAGUUCAAAUGGCGGCGGAUUCACUGCAGUUGAGUUUAAUGAAGAAGAAUUUGAUGGAUGUUGGGAAGGUGUAAGAAUGGAGGGUUAUGAUCAUCUGCUAGCUGAAAUGGAUGCAACUGACGAGUGUUUAUCUUUUCUGGACGUCUAUCCAAGUCUUUGGGAUACAUAAUCAUUAGCUUAUAAUUGUUUAGACUAUGUAAAGGUUCAUGGUCAAAGUUUGGCAUUCAUCAUAGCUAUAUAUCAUUAGAUUUUUGGGAAAUUAUGAAAUUUUGUGUCAUGAAUGAAUUGUGAA
Messenger RNA from Sesamum indicum (sesame), 942 nucleotides. Its product is annotated as agamous-like MADS-box protein AGL29. Lineage: Eukaryota; Viridiplantae; Streptophyta; Magnoliopsida; Lamiales; Pedaliaceae. The record is from RefSeq and is a predicted model, not a curated record. Gene Ontology annotation, molecular function: protein dimerization activity; RNA polymerase II cis-regulatory region sequence-specific DNA binding; DNA-binding transcription factor activity, RNA polymerase II-specific. Gene Ontology annotation, biological process: regulation of transcription by RNA polymerase II.